AUGCUGCGCCUCUCGGCGAAGCUGCUCUCCUUCUUCUGGAGGAGAGCGGAUGUCCCGGAGGAGGACCCUGGGCUAGGGCAGCCGGAGCUCGGGGAAGGUGAAACCAAAUUGAAAACUGUGCAGGGCGUUGUGACAAGAUACUGCAGUGAUUAUGGCAUGAUUGAUGACUUGAUCUACUUCUCCAAUGAGGCUGUUACUAGCAAAGUGCUGCUGAACGUUGGACAGGAAGUUAUUGCGGUUGUGGAAGAAAAUAAAGUAUCGAAUGGACUGAAAGCAAUCAGGGUGGAGGCUGUCUCUGAUAAAUGGGAAGACGGCAGCAACAGCGAUGGCCAGGGGCUGUUGGGGCCCAGCCCGCAGGUGCUGAUUGGCUGUGUGACUUCCCUGCUGGAGGGCGCUGGCUACAUCAAUCAGACCACGUACUUCCCUCUGGAGAUUGUUUGUGAAGGUUUUGAGCCUUGCAAGGGAGACUGGGUGGAGGCCGAGUACUGGAUUCGGCCCGGCACGUGGAGCAGCGAGGCCACCUCGGUGAAGCCACUGCGGUACAAGCGUGUUGACAAGGUCUGCAUUUCUAGCCUCUGUGGAAGAAAUGGGGUGAUAGAUGAUAGCAUCUUUUUCACCUUGGAUUCUCUGAAACUCCCAGAUGGAUAUGUGCCUCGAAGAUACGACAUUGUCAAUGCAGUGGUGGUGGAGAGCAGCCAGUCUUGUUAUAUUUGGAGAGCACUUUGCAUGACUCCAGUGAAAAGGCGAGACCCUUCUCCUGCUGACAAGGGUGUGGACGAAGCCUGUGAAACCCUCUUGUUGAAAAACAAAGGUGACAUUGAAGUUACAAGGAUGACAAAUUUGGGAACUCUGAAAGAAGGAGAAAGUAAAAGUAUGGUGAUUUGGAUAGAGAAUAAAGGAAACAUUCCUCAAACCUUAGUCAGUUGCAGACUAGCUGGCUGGGAUAAAGCUAAACAAUUCAGAUUUCAGAAGCUUGAUAAAGACCAGGUGUGCUCAGAGGUAGCUUUUGUUGCUGUUCCUGGGAAGAAGAAUUUUCAUGAUGGAAAUAUUAACUCAUUAAAUAGCUACAGAAACAAAACCUCUGAGACGCUGGAGAGCAGCUUGGUGAACAGCAGAGAGGUCUUUCCAGAUGACUGUACCUGCACAGGAGAAAAUGGAGUGAAAGAGAACACAGUGCCAAAGAGGCAGCUCACAGCGUCCGCACCCCUCGGGCCGAUCCCUCCGGGCGGGAGGGCCUGCAUCAAGAUUCUGUGUGAUGCAAAAAAUUCUGGCCGCUGCAAGGAGCUCCUUUUGCUUUGUUUUUCUAAUUUCAUAAUUGGGCGAUACCUUGAAGUAAAUGUUGUAAGUGGUGAGGAGUCACAAAUAGCUGUGCAAGAACCGUUUUCUUGGAAAAAGACUAAAAGUUCCCAAGCUCUGACUUCCACAAAAUCCACUGUUGUAGUGACCACACAGAAAAGGAACUCAAGACGACAACUUCCAAGUUUUCUUCCACAGUACCCUAUACCAGAUAGACUCAAAAAAUGUGUGGAACAGAAAAGCGACAUACUGACUUUCCAGCCAUUACUCGCAGAGCUUUUGAGUAUGUCAAAUUACAAGGAGAAGUUUUCAACUUUGCUGUGGCUUGAGGAGAUUCACGCAGAAACAGAACUCAAAGAAUAUAAUAUGAGUGGAGUCACCUUGAAAAGGAAUGGGGAUUUAUUGGUUUUGGAGGUCCCAGGGUUAGCUGAAAGUAGACCUUCUUUGUAUGCAGGUGAUAAGCUGAUUUUGAAAACUCAGGAGUACCGUGGACACGUCAUUGAAUACAUCGGCUAUGUGCUUGAGAUUCACGAAGAAGAUGUAACUCUAAAACUUAAUCCAGAAUUUGAGCAAGCAUAUAACUUUGAACCUAUGGAUGUGGAGUUUACAUAUAAUAGGACUACAAGCAGACGAUGUCACUUCGCACUUGAGCAGGUCAUCCAUUUAGGUGUAAAAGUGCUGUUUCCAGAAGAAAUCAUUUUACAGUCUCCCCAAGUUACAGGGAAUUGGAACCAUGCACAAGAUACCAAAAAUGAUGGACAGUGUACCCAAAAGAGAAAUAGAAAGUCCACAAUUACAGAGCAAACCAAACAUGAAACGAAGGAGAGGCGAGUCGGUGGCAGGCGCAGGCCAGGCGUGGUGACAUUCGCUGCAGAGACAGGUGACCUGGUAAACGAAUCACACGUCCCUAAAGCAAGAGAGAAGGAAUUCUUCAAUCCUGUACUAAAUGAAAAUCAGAAGUUAGCUGUUAGAAGAAUUCUGAGUGGUGACUGCCGCCCCCUGCCGUAUAUUCUCUUUGGACCUCCUGGAACUGGAAAGACAGUGACGAUAAUCGAGGCUGUUUUACAGGUGUAUCACGCUUUGCCGGACAGCCGGAUCCUGGUCUGCGCGCCCUCCAACAGUGCCGCCGACCUCGUGUGCCUGCGGCUGCACGAGAGCGGGGCGCUGCGGCCCGGGGCCAUGGUGCGUGUCAACGCUACCUGCAGGUUCGAGGAGAUCAUCAUCGACACCGUUAAGCCGUACUGCAAGGACGGGGAGGACAUCUGGAAGGCCUCACGCUUCCGGGUGAUCAUCACGACCUGCAGCAGUGCGGGGCUCUUCUACCAGAUAGGAGUGCGAGUUGGACAUUUCACUCAUGUGUUCAUGGACGAAGCCGGGCAGGCGAGUGAGCCCGAGUGCCUUAUCCCUCUGGGGCUCGUUUCAGACCUCAAUGGCCAGAUUGUACUUGCCGGAGACCCCAUGCAGCUUGGACCAGUCAUUAAGUCCAGACUCGCAAUGGCCUAUGGGCUGAACGUGUCCAUGUUGGAGAGAUUGAUGUCUCGGCCAGCAUACCUGAGAGACGAAAAUGCUUUUGGUGCAUGUGGUGCAUACAACCCCUUGUUGGUUACCAAGCUUGUGAAGAACUACAGAUCCCACUCGGCCCUGCUUGCCCUGCCGUCCAGACUUUUCUAUCAUCAGGAACUCGAAGUCUGCGCAGACCCCAAAGUGGUGACCUCCUUGCUUGGCUGGGAGAAGUUACCCAAGAAAGGUUUCCCUCUCAUUUUUCAUGGUGUGAGGGGCAAUGAAGCGCGUGAAGGAAGAAGUCCAUCGUGGUUCAAUCCGGCUGAAGCUGUUCAAGUCAUGCGUUACUGCUGCCUCCUUGCCAGGGGCACCUCGAAUCAGGUGUCGGUGAGCGACAUCGGUGUGAUCACACCCUACCGGAAGCAGGUGGAGAAAAUCAGAAUUCUUUUGCGAAAUGUUGAUCUGAUGGAUAUAAAGGUUGGAUCAGUAGAGGAGUUUCAAGGACAAGAAUAUUUGGUUAUCAUCGUUUCAACUGUACGAUCAAAUGAAGAUAGAUUUGAGGAUGAUAGGUAUUUUUUGGGUUUCUUGUCCAAUUCAAAAAGAUUCAACGUUGCAAUCACCAGACCCAAAGCACUGCUGAUUGUGCUGGGGAACCCUCACGUUCUCAUCAGGGACCCCUGCUUCGGCGCCUUGCUGGAGUACAGCAUCACCAGCGGCGUUUACACAGGAUGCGACCUGCCCCCCGAACUGCAGUCCCUGCAAAACUGUGACUAGACCGUGGCAUCUCUGCUCACCACCGAGCUGUGCCUGGGACCUGGUGGACGUGCAGGGGCAGGUGGCCCUCCCAUUUGCGACUGGUGAGCUUCUGCACAGGGGCUGCUUGGUCCUCACUGGGGCCGGACGCCAGGGCCUGGCCCCAGCCCACCUUCCUGUUGUUGUUUGGCCCCUGACUUCCCCAAGUCCUUGUUUUGGAACCCCGACCCUGUGCUUGGGUGGUGCUACUGGGUGUGGCAGAGCCUGCCCAUUGCCUGUCACAGCAGGAGCACACGCAUGUGCAGUUCAUGACCCAGUGCUACAAUAAACACACGAGUG
Molecule: messenger RNA, 3888 nt
Organism: Choloepus didactylus (southern two-toed sloth)
Lineage: Eukaryota; Metazoa; Chordata; Mammalia; Pilosa; Megalonychidae
Gene: MOV10L1
Product: Mov10 like RISC complex RNA helicase 1
Exons: 28
Coding region: 1-3570 (1189 amino acids)
Molecular function (GO): helicase activity
Source: RefSeq, a predicted model, not a curated record